AUGGCUACUCCCACACCCACAAGACUCGAAGACAUAAUACCCCUCUACCUCGCCGACAAAAUCCCCCUCGAUUCAGCCCUUGAAUCAGCCGCUCAUGCAAGCCCCCGAACUACUCUCUCGGCCGUCCUAAAAGAAAGCAGAUCCCUGCCGCGCCAAAUAGACACCGAUCCGACGACGCCAACGCCCGAUCUGCCGAGCCCGGCGCAAGAGAGAUUAUUGCAGUUUGUUCGAGAGGUGCAAGCGCAUGUUGAACCUGAGCGCGUGGGGUAUAAUGGGUUGAGGAGGGCACUGGAUGUCGGCUCGCUGUUGUUUGGGCUGGACGGGAACAGUGCCGGUGGAUACGAGGUUGAGCAGCGAGGGACACUCGUCGACACCGACACUGACGCAAAUACAAACGAUGAAGAUGUAUUCGCCUCAUCCUCAGAGCCAGCAUCAGGCUCAGGCUCAGGCUCAGGCUCAGGAUCCGGAUCCGGAUCAGGAGCAGAAUCCAACACAAACACCAAUCCCGCCUCGAGCCAGAGCCCAAGAAGAAGACGACGACGAAGCAGCGGCGCCCAGAAACACCUUUUCAACACCAUCUCCUUCCUCUCCUUCCUCACAAAAGAGAACCUACUGCUACAGCCCGGCGUCGGCGAGCGCGUUGCCGUAGAAAUGAUUGCCGAGACAUUGGAGCACCCGGAUAUCGCGCCGACGGGGCACGAGCUUUGGUUUGGUGGGACUUCAGGCAAGGAGCGCGGGGAUGAAGUACCCAUCACGGCGAUCUCGCUCUGGUUGAUUAUUAUGGGUGAGGAGAUAUAUGCGCGUGCGCGGGCACAGAGCAAAAUACAGCGAAGCCAAACCUCGUAUCGAAGCGCGAAAGGUAAGGAGAGGUCUAUGUCGCUGCUAGAUGACGACGAUGAGCCUCCGUACGGUGGGGGGAGUGUCGAUGGUGCAGAUGCAGGUCCAUGGACGCAGCUUGGCGCGAUAGCAAUCCAGGAGUGGGAGACCUGGACGACGAGGCUGCAGUUUCUUUCUCUAAGGCAGGAUCUGGAGAUAAAUGCUAGGGAGCAGGCGGCUGAGGCGGCGGCUGUUAUGAGGAGGGUUCACUGA
Molecule: messenger RNA, 1089 nt
Organism: Aspergillus mulundensis
Lineage: Eukaryota; Fungi; Ascomycota; Eurotiomycetes; Eurotiales; Aspergillaceae
Exons: 2
Coding region: 1-1089 (362 amino acids)
Source: RefSeq, a predicted model, not a curated record